Molecule: messenger RNA, 411 nt
Organism: Lachancea mirantina
Lineage: Eukaryota; Fungi; Ascomycota; Saccharomycetes; Saccharomycetales; Saccharomycetaceae
Source: the annotation of a GenBank genome assembly
AUGGACAGGUCUGUGUACGAAGCCUGUAGCGAUUUGAUCACGAUUGCCGGCCGGAAGGCCAGUGCGGACGAGAUACUGGCGCAGAAGAUAGGAAAUCUGGUACCGAUUCCUUUUAAGUCGAGAGAAGAUCUCGAGGCCGUUUCGCGACAGGAUAAAAAAGAGGGUGUAUACACAGGAGAACUGAUACCAGAUAUGGAUCUGCAGGUACUUCACUAUUUUGCCACGCAACUGAUUGUGCAGCGCUAUCCGCACUUGAUAAACUGUUUCGAAGAGACGGGGCUCUUGACGCUGGGUCUUUUAGUCGAAGAAUUGGUCGCCAGUUAUCUCCGAAACGAGGAGGAAGUCGACGGGGCUGGCGUUGCCGCUAUCGAAAAACACGUCAAUUACCGUGACUCGCCCUCGAACAUUUGA